UACGAAUGCUGCCAUUUGAAAUGCAUCGUGGAAUGUUCUGACUAUCCCUUUCGUGAUGUCCAGUACGAAUCGACUUUUUUUCAUCUCCUUCAUUCGAACAAUGAUAUCUAUUACCAACAGUAACAACUUAUAACAAGGAAAUGGAGAGGAACGGUGAGCUGUCGGUAUCGCGCUCAUGGAAAUAAACAAAACAGAAUGCCCUUCGAAAUUUGAUGUGAGAAAGUUGAGGAGGUAUUAAAAAGCUGCGAUGAAUCUCUGUUUGAAAACUUAGCCCGGCUCCGCUUAAGAAGAAAAUCUUCGAAAUUGAACUGGGGAAUUUGGAAACAAUUAUAGAAGAACAAAAAGAGGCUGACAGAUUCAAGAAAUACGAUGUCAUAGAUAGCCAGUUACACACUUACACUUCAUCUGCCUGUACUCAUUCUUUUGUGUACAAGAGAUAACAUCUGCGUUAUGCAAGAAUGAUAGAGCUACUUUUUUGAAAUAAAAGAAAAUGACACCUUCAUUGGAGGGCAUUCUCAGUUCAGGAAGUAAAGAACGCAGCACUCGCGGCGUGUAGAUUAGCGGACGGCAUUUAGAGAUCUGAAAUGGAGUGGGGCACAAUUAUUCUUGCUUCUUUACCAAUCAUCAUACUACUGUUGUAUUGGCACUUCACACGCACAUUUUCCCACUGGAGGAAGAAAGGUGUCUUUUAUAUUGAGCCUCAGAUUUUCUUUGGAAAUGUGAAGGAUAGAUUCACCUUCCGCUGUUCCUUUCAUGAAAUGCAGCUGAGGCUUUAUAAGCAGUUUGAGGGGCAUCCUUACGCAGGAUAUUUUGAGGGCCGUCGACCUGUAUUAAUAGUUCGAGACCCAGACCUCAUCAGGAACAUCAUGGUCCGUGAUUUUGACUGUUUCGUGGACCGACCAGUGCUACGAUUGAAGAACAGACCACACAUAGAUAAUAUGCUAAUUAACCUGAAGGGAGCUGAGUGGAAAAAAGUGCGUGCUAUGCUCACCCCUACUUUUAGCUCAGGAAAGCUGAAAUCUAUGGAGAAAAUAGUAGUACAGUGUGGAAAUCAGAUGACACGCUACCUAACAGAACAUGUUACAGAUAAUAACAAUGAGUUUGAAAUGAAAGAUCUCUUUGGAAGGUUCACAAUGGACGUUAUUGCAACUUGUGCAUUUGGUGUGCAGUGUGACUCACUGAAGGACCCAAAUGAUGAGUUUGUGAAAACAGCUUCAGAAUUCAAUGACAUUUCUGUUUUGGACAGAGUUAUCAUACUUGCUGUACUUUUUAUUUUCCCACCACUGCUGAAGUACCUACCAGUGUCCUUCUUCAAUGAAAAGUCCAUAGCUUUUCUUGCAAAAGUGGUCCAAGAUACAAAAGAUUAUCGUAAAAAUAAUGAAAGUGCAAGGAGGAAUGACUUCUUGCAAUUGGUUUUGGAUGCUGCCGCAAAGGAAAAUGAAGACAUAAAAGAGCAGCGUAUCCAGGAAUCAGUGAUGACAGAUGAUAAAAUAGUUGCUCAGUCAGUUUUAUUUCUUCUUGCUGGCUAUGAGACUUCAAGUACACUGCUUUCUUAUGCCAGCUAUGAAUUGGCUCUAAGCCCUGAUGUUCAGGAAAAGGCUAGAAAUGAAGUGAAGAAUGUUUUGUCAAAAUAUGGAGGCGUAUGCACAUAUGAAGCAUUGAAUGAGAUGAAUUACCUUGAAAAUGUGUUGUCAGAGGCCCUGCGCAUGCAUCCUCCAGUGGCAAGGAUUGACAGGAUGUGCACCAAACCUUACACAAUACCAGGCACAGAUGUGAAGAUUGAUGUGGGAGAUAGUGUCUCCAUACCAGUCAUGGGAUUGCAUUAUGAUCCACAGUACUACCCAGAUCCAUAUAAAUUUGAUCCAGACAGAUUUGUGGCAGAAGAGAAACUAAAACGCCCUUCACAUGUAUAUCUGCCAUUUGGUGGUGGUCCAAGGAACUGUAUUGGUGCAAGGUUUGCAAUAAUGAGCACCAAAAUAGGAAUGGCUCAUCUUUUGAAAGAUUUUAAUUUGAAAAGAUAUGAAAGGACUGAUGUUCCAUGUCAGAUUGAUACCAAAUCAAUGUUACUUAAAUCUAAAAAUGGAAUUUGGUUACGCCUUGAAAAAAUAAAUGCUCUUUGAUUUUUAGUAUAAACUACAAUAAUUUAUGAGCUACUUUCCUAUGAAUAAAGCUUAUGCUUAUGGCUGUGCUUUUGGAAUUGCCUAAUUAUAAAUCUGUGGCUAUAAGAAUCUAUUAUGUUUCACGAUGUGCUGUAUUUCUAGAUGGAAUAUUAUGCUUGUUGACUGAAGUUCAGAUAUAUAUGCAAAGAGAUUAGAUUUUGACAUAGAUGAGAAUAUUAUCAUACUAACAAUUUAUUUAUUGAUACCUUUCUGAGGACUACACACUUUGGCAAUUUUGCAACAGUAUGUAUGAAAUCCUGACAUUUUAUCAUCCUCAAAAGAAAACUCUGUCCUAGAAGAGACAAUGUGAUAGCAGUACCUUAAAAGAAACAUUCACAACUGAAUAGUGUGCCUUCACAUGAUGAUUUAUAUAGAUCAAUUUUGUAGCAUACAAAUGUAAUGGAAGAGGAAGCUGUAUGUAUUCAUGUCGUGGUGCUGAAAUAUUUUUUGUGCCAGGUGUAGUCAUUGUUGAGUUGUCAGCUUGUAACUAUGUCUUCCUCUGAUUGUCUUUCCACAGUCAUUUAGGUUGACACUACAACACUCUAAACUACAUGUCUUGUAAUAAGGAUGUGGAUUUUAUCACGUAUAAUAAUAAACAACUAACUUUAAUUAUGUCCAUCCCUUUAAUUAUGUCCAUCCAAAGUUUUUGUACACAACUAAAAUUUUUAAUAAAAUGUAAAAGUAUAGUGCAAAUAUGUAGCUGAAGGUAAAGAAGAUGACCAUAUUGUGUGGAGCAGAAAUACUGUAUUCAGUAACAAUUAUUUAAUUUACUUUUAAUUUUUAUAUUGAACAAAAUUAAUAUUCUUAUGAAUAAGGCUUACUCUACAUGUAAUGAAGAAUUUCAUGUUAAUAAAAGCUCUGUUUUGUAAUGUGUGUUUUGCUCCUCCUUUGCUUUGUAAAAUUUAUUGUAAGCCAUUUCAUCACGUAGGCCAUACAUAUCUGUUACAUCUGCUGCUUAGUACAUCUGUCAUAUGAGAAGUUUAAAGUUUGCAUGAUCAUAAUUGUUGUAAUCAUAAGAGAAGUGUAAAUAAAUGAGCAUUUUUUGUAGCAUAACUGUAGCACUACAAUUAACAGUAGUGUAAAUUUGUAUUUAAAAACUGAUAAUGUGCUAUACCCUUCAAUCCAUUUUAAAGAAGUCCAUGAUUAUUUAAUGAACUGCUCUGGCUCAGACCUCUCUAACAUUACAAUCAUAGCUGAAACUAACUUUACUGAAUGUUCUCAAAGUACAAGGAUGUAAUAUACUGCCUAAAAUUAUGUGGUAAUGGCAGUAAGAAUUAAGUAUAAUUUUGACCAAAGCAAAUCAAUAAUAGGAAUUUUUUAAGUGAUAAGUUGACAAUAUCAAAGAGUAUGAUUAUAAAACAAUGAUGAUAACACUCACCUAAAAUCAAAGAAGCAAAUAAAAUUUGCAAACGCACUGAAAUUUCAUAAAGUUUGGGCAACAUAUCUACAGUAGAUAUGGUUCAAAUAAAUGACAGUAAUUUUUUCAUCAUUAUAUACAUUGCUCUAGUGGACUGUUUUAAUGAAAUGCAGGACACCAAGAUACAAAAAGGUAUGACAUUAUUCGGAGACACUCGACAAAAAGCUCUGAACUGUAGUAUGUAAUCUAUGGCACAAUAACAGUAAAAGAUCAAACUGUGGAAGCUAAAAUUUGACAUUAAAUUAUUCUAAUGAAAAUAAUCAGUUUUUGAAAAUACAAUGUAAUUGGGUAGAUAAAAAAAUCAACUCACCAAGUGGUGGCAGGAGAAAACAAUAUAUAAUUGUUAAGUAAAUGAGCAAGCUUUCAGAGCCAGAGGCUUCUUCUUCUGGGUUAAAGGGGAGGAAAAUGGAUGAAGGAAAAGGACUAGCAAGGUAUAGGAAAUGGGGAGAGUUUGGAAAAGUUGCCCAGAGCCCUGGGUCAUGGGAGACAGCGGAUGGCAUGAUUGUUGGGGACUGCACCGGACGACAUCUGGCUUGCACAUUUACUCAGUCUUUAUGUACAUUUUCUUCCUGUUGCCACUAGGUGAGUAGAUUUUUUACCUGUCCAAUUACAUUACAUUAUAUUAUUUUGUAAUUCUAAAACAUAAGAACCUUAUAAACCCUCACAGUAUAAUUUCA
This is a messenger RNA of Schistocerca cancellata (South American locust), 4253 nucleotides long. Its product is annotated as cytochrome P450 9e2-like. The record is from RefSeq and is a predicted model, not a curated record. Gene Ontology annotation, molecular function: oxidoreductase activity, acting on paired donors, with incorporation or reduction of molecular oxygen; iron ion binding; heme binding. Bases 585 to 2120 code for a protein of 511 amino acids. Lineage: Eukaryota; Metazoa; Arthropoda; Insecta; Orthoptera; Acrididae. The transcript has 8 exons.